Umbelopsis ramanniana AG is the source of this 1113-nucleotide messenger RNA. RefSeq lists its product as uncharacterized. The coding region runs from base 39 to 794 and encodes 251 amino acids. NCBI's taxonomy places the organism in Eukaryota, Fungi, Mucoromycota, Umbelopsidomycetes, Umbelopsidales, Umbelopsidaceae. Gene Ontology annotation, molecular function: cyclin-dependent protein serine/threonine kinase activator activity. Gene Ontology annotation, biological process: regulation of transcription by RNA polymerase II; positive regulation of DNA-templated transcription, elongation. The record is from RefSeq and is a predicted model, not a curated record. Gene Ontology annotation, cellular component: nucleus; cyclin/CDK positive transcription elongation factor complex. The transcript is spliced from 7 exons.
CGGAAGUAGCAAUAUAUAAUAUUUUGCUAAUCUAAAUAAUGCAUCAGUGGCUGUUCGACAAGGAAGACUUUUCGGACACUCCAUCAGUGAGAGACGGGAUUGCUACCUCUCAAGAGCAGCAUGACCGUGCCAAGGGCUGCAGCUUUAUAAUAGCCGUUGGGUCGAAAUUAAGCCUGCCACAAGUUGUUUUAGCCACCGCGACAACCUUUUUUCACAGGUUUUAUAUGAGGCACUCUAUGAAGGAAUAUCAUAUUUACGAUAUUGGCGCUACAUGUUUGUUCUUAUCGACUAAGGUGGAGGAAAACACGAGGAAGCUUAGAGAUAUAAUAAAUGCUUGCGCACAAAAGGCUCAGAAGAAUGAAAAGUUACAAUUGACAGAAGACUCAAAGGACUUUCAGAAAUGGCGAAAUACGAUCAUAUUUGGAGAGGGUGUCUUAUUAGAGGCCAUAUGCUUCGACAUGACUGUGCAGCAUCCACACACUUGCCUUAUUGAAUUCUCUUCAGUCAUUGAUGUCUCCAAGCAAACAAUUAGAAAGGCAUGGGCUUUUUUGACGCAUAGUCUAUUUUUGCCUCUCUGCUUGCUUUAUCGACCGGAGUGUAUUGCGGCAGGUGCUCUACUGCUAGCUGACCAAUAUCUCUCUGAAGAGCUGCCAUCUCAAGCUUGGGCGCAGAUUGGUGUAGAUCUUGAAGAAGCACAUGAUGUCGCGGCGGCAAUCAUAGAUUAUUUAAUUGUUAAUCAACCCAGACGGCAACAAAUAUCUAAUGGGAGCAAGGUAUGUUACUGGAAUUGUUGACAUGUGGAGAGAUAUUAAUAUGACUGACCAAAAUUCUCUCUAGCCGCCAUCUGAGUACCGACCCAACUCUGAGUACCGACCAAAUCCUUCUAACCCUUCCACACCGAACUAUGUGUCACAGGAAACAUUCUACGGGACUAGCAAUGUGUCUCCUGAUAGCUAAUCACCCUCAUUACUUAAUGCACCAGCCUACAGCUUAUAACAUCGAGCUACACACUGUAUAAACUGUUACUAUACAUGGAAACACUUUAAAAAAUUGCCAGCAUCUUGUGAAUAUAAUCAUCCAUCAAUAAAAAUCCAAUGUAUUAAACCCACCGAA